Messenger RNA from Cuscuta europaea, 680 nucleotides. NCBI's taxonomy places the organism in Eukaryota, Viridiplantae, Streptophyta, Magnoliopsida, Solanales, Convolvulaceae. The record is from the annotation of a GenBank genome assembly.
UUUCUUUUUAAAUAACUUGAAAUCCGUGUAGGAAGGGUCAGGACCCUCGAAAAAGAGGGUGUCACCAUGGCAACUUAUCGUCAAUUGUUGGAAUCCGCACGGUGCUGAGUCAUCAUUGCCACCUCGCCUCUCCAAACUUGAAAAGAACUAUGAGGAAGAGCAAGGAAAGAAGGUCAUGGAGAGCGGUGAUGAUUCCGAUACCGAACUUGAUGAGAGUCAAGAUGAUGAUGCCAUCUUGGCGGCCACUGGAGUUUACAAGGGCCGGGUGCCCUUCUUGAGGGAUGAAGGCAUACGGAUCUUGCAAAACUCCGAAGGAGCAAGCUCAUCUUCUCAUCAAGUGAAUGAUGAACGAGAUGAACAGAUUGCCCGCCUUGAGCAACAAUUGGUGCAACAAGCGGCAGAACGGGCGGAAGAGGAACGGAGAACUAGAGAAUGGAUGGCUGAGUUUGAACGUCAAAUGAAACGUUACAACGCCACCUAUCGCCCUACCAUGCACAUUCAGCAACCCGAGAUGACCCCUCAAAUUUCCUUCAUGGGUGGCAUGGGCGGCAUGGGGUUCGGCAAUUAUAGCCAUCUGUCCAAAAAGUUUCCGUAUUCUUAUUAUGAUCAACCGUUUCAAACUCCCGGAGGUCGCAUCAGUUGAGGGGCAGCCGAGGAGGCAUGGAACCCGAACAGCCUAG